Messenger RNA from Lacerta agilis (Sand lizard), 2090 nucleotides. RefSeq names its product forkhead box A3 (gene FOXA3). The coding region runs from base 51 to 1310 and encodes 419 amino acids. Lineage: Eukaryota; Metazoa; Chordata; Lepidosauria; Squamata; Lacertidae. Gene Ontology annotation, molecular function: protein domain specific binding; transcription factor binding; RNA polymerase II cis-regulatory region sequence-specific DNA binding. The transcript has 2 exons. Gene Ontology annotation, biological process: anatomical structure morphogenesis; cell differentiation; regulation of transcription by RNA polymerase II. The record is from RefSeq and is a predicted model, not a curated record.
CGUGCGCUCGCAAUAUUCCCCUUUCCCCCCUUUCUUACUGGGAUUUUGGAAUGCUGGGCUCUGUCAAGAUGGAAUCGCACGACAUUUCCGAAUGGACUUCAUACUACAACGAACCCACGGAGGUGUUUCCUUCGGUGAGCACGAUGACGUCCAGCUUGGGGCCUAUGAACUCGAUUAAUUCCUACGUGACGCUGAACCCCCUCACUUCCCCCAGCUCCAUGAACAUGCCUUAUCCAAACAGCGGCUUGAGUAGCCCUUCUCUCACUGGACUGACCAACGCCACCAGUUCGAUGGGCCUCCCAUCGGUGGCGUCUCCCGUCAGCCCAGUAUUGACUCAGCUGGGAGCUCAGGCCUCCACGCUCAACUCUCUGUCACCUUACCAAAAUGUCGGCCAGUCCAUGGCCCCGCUGAGCUACUCUCCGUCAGGCAUGAACAGGCCCAAGGAGAUCAACAAGUCGUACCGCCGCACGCUGACCCACGCUAAGCCUCCCUAUUCCUACAUCUCCCUCAUCACCAUGGCGAUUCAGCAGGCCCCGAGCAAGAUGCUGACCCUCAACGAGAUCUACCAGUGGAUCAUGGACCUCUUCCCUUACUACCGCGAAAACCAGCAGCGCUGGCAGAACUCCAUCCGCCACUCCCUCUCCUUCAACGAUUGCUUCGUCAAGGUGGCCCGUUCCCCGGACAAGCCCGGCAAAGGCUCCUACUGGGCCCUCCACCCGAAUUCGGGCAACAUGUUCGAGAACGGCUGCUACCUGAGGAGGCAGAAGCGUUUCAAAAUCGAGGACAAGGCCAAGAAGCCGAACUCCAAAGGCUCCAACGCCCAAGAGCAGGCGUCCAAGAUUCCCGAGGGCCUUCAGGAAGGCCAGAGCCCCAACACGGGCUCGGAAGGAGCAGAGUCGGGCCACUCAGACACCUCCCAUGGCUCCGAGGAGCAAAGGGGUUUGGUGCAACUCGACUGUUCCGGGGGUCAGGGCUCAUCCCCGGUUUCCGAGGCCUCCCCGGCCCCCAUCUCCCAGUCCAUGAAUAGCCACUACUUUGCCACCUCCAUUACCAACCUGGAUCUCCCGGGCGACCUCAAAAUGGACCCUCAGUUCAACUUCAACCACCCCUUUUCCAUCACCAACUUGAUGUCCACGGAGCAGAACCACAAGAUUGACCUGAAGUCCUACGAGCAAGCCAUGGCCUACAGUGGCUACAGCUCUCCACACUCGGUGGAAAGCAAACACCCCUAUGAGGCAUCCACUUCGCUCAGCGAGACCGGCUCCUAUUACCAGAGCUUGUACAGCCGCUCCUUGCUCAACGCCUCGUAAGGUUGUCGUUGCGAGGUAGGAGGGGGCCAAAGGAACAAGAGAAGCUCUGCCUCGUGCCGCCAUCACCAGCAAGACCACCCACGAGAUGUUCUCUCCCACCGCCAUCAAACUGCAUCAUGGCCCGUGGGACGGAGAAAGCAACCAGAGACUUGGCCUACUAGACUCUCUGACAAAUCAUUACGCUUUCCAGACCUCAAAACCGAAAUUGCCUCAUAGUGGUCAAGCCAGUUGGGUGAUAAAAGGCCAUGGGCGGAUCCAUCUAUAUACUUCAGCAUGGGUUCGCACCCAUGGCAAAUCCCCGCCACCUCAAAAUGGUGGACCCCACUCUGAAUUUUACAGUGACUAAAGAUGUCUGAUAUAUCUCCAGGAGUGGAGCUUGGAUGGGUGUCCAGGAAUACGUGAAAAGGGGGCAGAGAAACGGAAAAUUUGUAAGCUGGGGAGCCACCCCUUGGCCCAGAACACUGGACUUCCCUGUCUCAACGCAGAUGUUACAGUCAACGGUUGAACUCUUGUCUUGAGAUUCUCAAACCCACCCGUUUAGGUCAGAACGAUACGUGGCAGGACUCCAUUGUUACACACACACACACACACAUAUGGGUUUGGUUACCCCAAAGACAAUUUAGGCCUCAGCCUGAAGAGGAGCAGGGGAAAUAUAGUUCACAUCUAUCUUCUUCUUUUUUAAAAGAAAAAGAAAAAGUGGCUUUAUAUAUUUAAAUAUAUGUGCUUUCUGUUGGGAAAAAGGGUAAGAGCUGAUUUUAAUAUAUCAUACUUUAGAGACAA